Messenger RNA from Volvox carteri f. nagariensis, 1449 nucleotides. RefSeq lists its product as uncharacterized. Bases 1 to 1449 code for a protein of 482 amino acids. Gene Ontology annotation, cellular component: cytosol. Gene Ontology annotation, molecular function: argininosuccinate lyase activity. The record is from RefSeq and is a predicted model, not a curated record. The transcript is spliced from 11 exons. NCBI's taxonomy places the organism in Eukaryota, Viridiplantae, Chlorophyta, Chlorophyceae, Chlamydomonadales, Volvocaceae.
AUGGCACAGGCGACCAGUGCUCCGGCCGCUCCAGCUCCUAGCGACAGUACAAAGAAGCUGUGGGGAGGCCGCUUCACUGGCAAGACCGACCCAUUGAUGGAGAAAUUCAACGAGUCAUUGCCUUUCGACAAGCGUCUUUGGGCCGAGGAUAUUAAGGGCAGCCAAGCGUACGCCAAGGCGCUGGCUAAGGCGGGCAUCCUCACCCACGUGGAGGCCGCGUCCAUUGUGGACGGACUGAGCAAGGUCGCGGAGGAGUGGCAGUCGGGUGUGUUCGUGGUGAAGCCGGGCGACGAGGACAUCCACACGGCCAAUGAGCGGCGUCUGACGGAGCUGAUCGGGGCGGUUGGGGGAAAGCUGCACACAGGCAGAUCCAGAAACGACCAGGUAGCCACCGACUACCGGCUCUGGCUGACCCAUCAGGUGGCGGUGAUGAGGUCGGAGCUGCAGGAGCUGAUCCGGGUGGCGGCGGACAGGUCGGAGGCGGAGGUGGAGGUGCUCAUGCCAGGUUUCACCCACCUCCAGAACGCCAUGGCGGUGCGGUGGAGCCACUGGCUGAUGUGCCACUGCGCGGCCUGGCAGCGGGAUGACAUGCGGCUGAGGGACCUCACGCCUCGGGUGGCCACACUGCCGCUGGGGUCAGGCGCUCUGGCCGGAAACCCCUUCCGGGUGGAUCGCCAGUUCAUAGCCCGGGAGCUGGGCUUCGUGGGGGGCGUGUGCCCCAAUUCCAUGGACGCGGUCUCCGACCGCGACUUCGUGAUCGAGACUGUGUUCGCCUGCAGUCUGUUGUGCACCCACCUGUCCCGCUGGGCUGAGGACCUCAUCAUCUACUCCUCGGGACCGUUCGGGUACGUGCAGUGCAGUGACGCGUACGCCACCGGGUCCAGCCUCAUGCCGCAGAAGAAGAACCCCGACGCCCUGGAGCUGAUCAGGGGCAAGGGCGGUCGUAUCCAGGGCAACCUGACGGGCGUGUUGGCGGUGCUCAAGGGCACUCCCACCACCUACAACAAGGACUUCCAAGAGUGCUGGGAACUGCUGUUCGACACGGUCGACACGGUGCAUGAUGUCGUACGCAUUGCCACGGGGGUGCUGUCCACCAUCAAAAUAAGACCCGAGAAGAUGAAGUCGGGUCUUUCCGCCGACAUGCUGGCCACCGACCUGGCCGAGUACCUGGUUCGCAAGGGGGUGCCCUUCCGCGAGACACACCACCUCAGUGGAGCCGCUGUCAAGAUGGCUGAGGACCGCGGGGUGGGGCUCAGCGAGCUGCGGGUGGAGGACCUGCAGACCAUACACCCGCUGUUCACGGAGGACGUGGUGGCGGUGUGGGAUUUCAACCGUAGUGCUGAGAUGCGCGACACUGAGGGCGGCACCAGUAAGAGGUCCGUGCUGGAGCAGGUCGCCAAGAUGAGGAGCUACCUGGCGCAGGAGCAGGCGGGGCCAGCGGCCCAGUGA